AUGACUGGCCACUUUGCCUUUUGGAAGAUAAUCUGUGACGUCUCUAACGUUGAGGAAGGGUGGCCACGCCACGGCCAGGCAGUGGAUCUGAAGAGAACACAGCCGUGGGAAUGCAGUUCCCUGCAGUUUCAAAUCGUGUCAAGUCCCUGUGACCAUGCCAUGUCCCAGCAGAUGGGCGAGGAGAAGGUUUUUAUACAAACGGUUCCUGCUCUGGCUGAUGUGGAUGAGUGUGCAGAAGCAUUGGACACCUGCAGUAUUGAUGCCAUCUGUCAGAACACAGCCAAGUCUUACAAAUGCAUCUGCAAGUCAGGCUACAAAGGAGACGGACACCACUGUGAAGACAUUGACGAGUGUGCGAGUGAGUAUAACGGUGGAUGUGUUCACGAGUGCAUCAACAUCCCUGGAAAUUACAGGUGCACGUGUUACGAUGGCUUCCACCUGGCACACGAUGGGCAUAACUGUUUAGAUGUGGACGAGUGUUCUGAAGGGAAUGGAGGCUGUCAGCAGGUCUGUGUGAAUAUGAUGGGGAGUUACGAGUGCCGCUGUACGGAGGGGUUUCUCCUCAGUGACAACCAGCACACCUGCAUACAGAGGCCCAAAGUGCGUUUCGAUGGAGCCAAGGACGGGCCGACAUGCAUGGUUAAAAACCACGGCUGUGCCCAUAUCUGUCGGGAAAACCCCAAGGGCGGCAUCUCCUGUGAGUGCCGCCCAGGAUUUCAGCUCACCCGAAACAACAGGGACUGCAAGCUGACGUGUAACUAUGGAAACGGCGGGUGUCAGCACAUCUGUGAGGAGACCGACUUUGGGCCGCGCUGUGCGUGCCACAUGAAGUUUGCUCUGAACUCUGACGGCAAGACGUGUGUGGGGGAGAGAAGUGUCCAGAAGCAGCCACCCCCACAGCUCUUACCUAACGAGACGUGUGCGGUGAAUAACGGUGGUUGCGACAGCACAUGUCACGACUCUGUGAUGGGAGUUCGCUGUAGCUGUCCUGUCGGCUUCACACUGCAGCCAGACCGCAAGACAUGCAAAGACAUUGACGAGUGCCGUCUGAAUAAUGGAGGCUGUGACCACGUGUGCAGGAACACCAUGGGCAGCUUUGAGUGCAGCUGCAGGAAAGGCUACAAACUACUGACCAAUGAGAGGACAUGCCAAGAUAAAGAUGAGUGUUCCUUUGACCGGGCCUGUGACCACAGCUGUGUGAACUCUCCGGGCAGUUUUCAGUGUUUCUGUCAGAAGGGUUAUGUUCUGUAUGGACUCACACACUGUGGAGAUAUGGAUGAGUGCAGUGUGAACCAGGGGGGGUGUAAGUAUGGCUGUGUUAACACACAAGGCAGCUAUGAGUGCACCUGUCCACCUGGUCAAAGACUCCACUGGAACAAGAAAGACUGCAUUGAGGCUGUGAAGUGUCUGCCCAGUCUGCCGGGGCCCAAGGCCACCCUGUCCUGUAACAAAGUGGGGAAAAAAGAGAACUGUUACCUCACCUGCUCCUCUAAGACUCACUUCCACACAGAGUCUGAUAGCAGUUUUACUGUUGGCUGUGGAGCAGCAGGCCUCAAAGGAAAGACCCACAACAGGCAGAACUCCAGUCAGAUCCAGAACUGCCCAGAAACCCAGGGUCCUCUGGUCAAACACACAGAGUCUUUCAAGAUCAAAAACGGCAAAUGCAGCCUCCACCCUAAAUCCAGAGGCCGAGCGGAGGAGGGGGGGCGAGCACAGGGAUCAGGAGGAAGACAAACCUGCAACAACUGCCAGAUUUCAUUCCUCAGCCUAAAGUGUGACUCCUCGGUGAAGGCCAAAGGUCAUCGCACACGGAGUGCCACUGGAAAAGAAGUUACACGCAUCACUUUAGAACUGGAGGCAGAGGUGAAACCAGGAGAUGCAACUGGAAAUUGUAAUCUGAGCUGUUUACGGCAGCGAAUGGAGCGUCAGCUGAAGUCAUACGUCAAAGCGCUGAAGAAGUCCAUCAACCAGGAGCGUUUCCUGAUCCGACUGGCCGGUCUGGAGUACGCAGUGACCCAGAAACUGCCCCAGGCUGCGGAGAGUCCGGACAGCUGCGGGCCCGGCUUGGAGAGAGACGGCGGUCGCUGUGGCAGAUGUCCUCCGGGCUCUUAUUAUCAGGGUGACCAGGAACGCUGCACUCAGUGUCCGUCCGGAACUUUCCAGGAGCGAGAAGGUCAACUGGCCUGUGACCUUUGCCCUGGCGGUGAUAAGCAUGGUCCGGCUGGGGCCCGUAACAUCACGUCUUGUGCAGGUCAGUGCCCACCUGGGCAGUAUUCAUCUGAUGGGUUCAAACCAUGCCAUCCAUGCCCUCUGGGCACCUACCAGCCAGACACUGGGAGAACAUUGUGUUUCUCCUGUGGGGGGGGGCUCAGCACCAAGAGGGAGGGGGCCAGCUCUUUCAACGACUGUGAGGUUAAAGUUCUGUGUCCACCUGGUCAUUACUACAACACCACGUUUCACCGCUGUAUCCGAUGUCCGCUGGGAACCUACCAGACUGAGUUUCGCCAGAACCACUGUGUCGCCUGCCCAGGCAACACCACCACAGACUUUGAUGGAGCCACCAGUGUUUCCCAGUGUAAAAACCGUGAAUGUGGAGGUCAAAUGGGUGAAUAUAUAGGAUACAUUGAGUCUCCUAAUUACCCUGGUAACUACCCAGCUAACGUGGAGUGUAUCUGGAAUAUCAACCCCCCGCCAAAGCGCAAAAUACUGGUCAUAGUGCCGGAGAUCUUCCUCCCGUCUGAGGAUGAGUGUGGAGAUGUCCUGGUCAUGAGGAAGAACUGGUCAGCCACCUCCAUCACGACCUAUGAGACAUGUCAGACAUACGAAAGGCCCAUUGCUUUCACAGCCCGGUCCCGCCGCCUCUGGAUCAGUUUCAAAUCCAACGAUGUCAACACGGCCAGGGGAUUCCAAAUCCCUUAUGUCACUUAUGACGAGGAUUACGAGCAGCUGGUGGAGGACAUAGUCAGGGACGGACGACUUUAUGCAUCAGAAAAUCAUCAGGAAAUCCUGAAGGAUGAAAAGCUAAUCAAAACUCUCUUCGACGUACUUGCCAAUCCAAGCAACUAUUAUAACUACACCACCCGAGAUUCUGAUGCCAUGUUGCCUCGCUCCUUCACACGUCUGAUCAGGAGCAAAGUCUAUGCGUUCUUACGACCGUACAAGUAG
This is a messenger RNA of Chanos chanos (milkfish), 3165 nucleotides long. It is a transcript of the gene scube3, whose product is annotated as signal peptide, CUB domain, EGF-like 3. Gene Ontology annotation, molecular function: calcium ion binding. NCBI's taxonomy places the organism in Eukaryota, Metazoa, Chordata, Actinopteri, Gonorynchiformes, Chanidae. The transcript is spliced from 24 exons. The coding region runs from base 1 to 3165 and encodes 1054 amino acids. Gene Ontology annotation, biological process: signal transduction. The record is from RefSeq and is a predicted model, not a curated record. Gene Ontology annotation, cellular component: cell surface.